ACAAAUUUAGUUGUCUCAAGCCAGUAGAAUUGUUGAGAAAACCAGAAGAACAUAAUGGCUGGCACCGGAUGGAUUAUUCAAGUUAAUGAAGAUCUCAAGAACAUGGAAGGUCUUUCAACAGAGAAGCAUCACUGGAAUAAGGGGUCAAUCUACAAAUUACCAGCUAGCCUCACAGACAUGAACAAGAAGGCCUACAAGCCUCAAACAGUCUCCUUCGGGCCUUACCAUUAUGAUCCUUCAAAUCCAAUGGAGGAGCACAAGCACCGCGCGCUGCUUCAUUUCCUCAAAAGAUGUGGAAAGUCUGUUGAGUUGUUUGUAGAUGCAUUGGCUGAAGUAGAGAAUGAUUUGAAGGACUCAUAUACUCUGCUUCAUUCUGUGCCGAAAGAAGUCACAGACAUAUUCCUGCAACUGAUGAUUUUAGAUGGCUGUUUCAUGCUGGAAAUCCUAAGGACUGCUGCUCAUGUACUGGACGAUUAUGCUCCUAAUGAUCCCAUCUUCGGCAAUCAUGGUAGGCUCCAUGUCGUGCCAUACAUCAAUCGUGACAUGUUAAUGCUUGAGAAUCAGUUGCCAAUGCUUGUUCUUGAAAAGCUGGUGGCAGUUGAGCAUGAUAAAGCUAAGGAUGAAGGGUUUGUGACCAAGCUCAUACUCAAGUUCCUCUGCUCCUGCAAUGUUUCUCCAAACAUGGGAAAGUGUGUGCAUGUAUUGGACGUGUACAGGAAAAGUCUGCUUCAGCAUGAGCCUGAUCACAAAUAUAUUCGCCACAAUAUAAGGUUAAUGGAGCGUGACGAUGAGAUCAUCUGGUCUGCAACGGCGCUCAAUGAAGCAGGAAUCAGGUUCAAGAAAAGUGCAACUACAAGCCUCAAAGACAUCACAUUCGCCCGGGGAGUGCUGAGGCUCCCUGUUGUUGUUGUGGAUGACACCACCGAGUCCAUGUUCUUGAAUCUGAUGGCAUUUGAAAGAUUCCAUGUAGGAGCAGGAAAUGAGGUAACUUCUUAUUUAAUCUUCAUGGACAACAUCAUAGACAAUGCUAGGGAUGUCUCCCUCUUACACUCGAAAGGGAUCAUCCAUAAUAGUCUGGGGAGUGACAAAGCAGUGGCUAAUCUGUUCAAUUCACUCUCUAAGGAUGUGACACAAGACCCGGAUAGCAGCCUUCAAAUUGUGCAUAAGAGGGUGUAUCACUACUGCAGAAAGCCGUGGAAUAGGUGGCGCGCCAAUCUUAUUCACACUUACUUCAGAAAUCCAUGGGCUGUUAUCUCGUUCGUUGCUGCUGUCUUCCUCUUUGUGUUCACUAUAGCUCAGACAGGAUAUUCCAUAUAUCCCUAUUACUUUCCACCAAAUGAUUCUUCUUCUUCCACUGUCAUUCUUGUUCCGGCAGCUCCUCCUCCUCCAAACCAUUCAUCAUCCGACUCCACCUGCCCAUCAACACUAGUGAUUUCUUUCAUUCUUGUUUCCAUGGUAUGCAUGCUUACCAAUUGAUGGAUUCAAUAAACUGUCUGUGGGGUUUCGCGUUGUUUUGUUCAGUGAUUUCCUUCCUCUCAUUUGUAUUGAUUUCUUUUUGUUUGUUUCUUGAUUAACCGCAAUCUUGAGACUUCACCUCCUGUUGGAAUAAAUUCAUCACCACAACAAUGGUUAAUACCAGCAUUUGAAAGUUGAAACAAGAACUUGUUCAUUUAUGCAGUCUCUUUUACCAUAACUAUUCCUAUAUAUACUAAACUUGGUUAAUGUUGUAGUAUAUAUGACUCAUGUUGUAGUAUGUAUGAGUCAUAGUAUAAAUGUCUAUAUCAUGUAAUAAGUACUUGAGUGUAUAGAUAGGUACUUGAGUGUAUAAACAUAGGUACUUGAGUGUAUGAAGACUUGUGUGACAUGCUUUAUACCAAGAGGCAACAAACAUGGCAGAUUUCAUCAUUGAAUGCCAGUAUGUGGAGCUGCAGCCCUCAAUCAACAAGAGAAGAUUGUUAUCAUUUUGAGUUUCUCUUAGAGCAUUCACACUAGCUUUGUAUUUCUAUAUAAACCCUCCAUUGUGAGAUGAAUAAACACAUGAAUUCUCUCUGAAUCUCUCUCUCUCUCUCUGUCAAUUUUGAUUGUCCUUAAACACGUUAUCAGCACGAAGUUGCUCUAGAAUUAGAAUCGAAAAUUGACAAGAGUAGAGUUCAUCAUCAAUCGAAGUCAUUUUUCCACACCUACAAAAAACCUCCAAACCCUAGCUCAUAUCAAAGCCCUUGAUCCAAGAAGCCCAGAACCGGUUUUAGAACCGCCAAAACCGGCCGGAAACCGCCUGAACCGGCUACCGGAAGUUUUGGACCGCUGCCGAGCUGCUGCCGAAGUG
This is a messenger RNA of Rosa rugosa (rugosa rose), 2326 nucleotides long. Its product is annotated as UPF0481 protein At3g47200-like. The record is from RefSeq and is a predicted model, not a curated record. The coding region runs from base 55 to 1476 and encodes 473 amino acids. Lineage: Eukaryota; Viridiplantae; Streptophyta; Magnoliopsida; Rosales; Rosaceae. The transcript is spliced from 2 exons.